Sclerotinia borealis F-4128 is the source of this 1146-nucleotide messenger RNA. NCBI's taxonomy places the organism in Eukaryota, Fungi, Ascomycota, Leotiomycetes, Helotiales, Sclerotiniaceae. The record is from the annotation of a GenBank genome assembly.
AUGCAGCAGCAUCGAUCGCGCGAUGAAAGAGAAUCAUUCAAGGAAAUCAUCUUUAGCAACACAUUGCGUCUUGCGCGACUGGGAUUUUCAAAUCGUCCCUCGAUUCUCGAUCUGAUCGAAGCCAACUUGGCUUCGCCAAGGCUCCCAACAUUCCAACAGCUGCAUCUUCAUCUUCGUCUUUCCGUUCCAACUGCAGGAUACUUCAUGAAUAAUCCGUGCUCCGUUCAUCGGAACUGCGAUCGAUGGAAUCUGAACCGUCGAUACGGCCCGGGAGCCUGCCCCAGAAUCAGAUACUUGAUCUGUUCCGGGCCGGCAUGGCCAGCCAAUCCCAAUUGCCAAAUAUCACCUAAGAAUACAAUAGAAGACCCAGCGAAACAACCUCAACAAGCCGAAAAUAUCCAGCUCAUUUCUCAACCUUCUUUCGCAGACGCUUCAGAUCAUGCAUUUGAUCAAGUCGUUGCCGGAGCUCUUCAUGCUGAUCAAGACAACCCUGGAGAAUCUCAGAUGAACUCGCCAUCUACGGCUCUCGGCUAUGUUGUUCAACUUCAUACCUUGACAGUGAUGCGCCAUGCGCCGGCUUGGGCGACUUGCUGGGAGUUGGAAGUGAUCGAUGAUAAUAUUGCGUGUACUGGUGAUCUCGAGAAUAAGAACGCCUUAGAUGGGCUCUAUCACAGCCGUUCUAUUUUUGUUCUCAGGAUCUACGAAGAAGUAAUUAUCUCUGGCGGUUAUUUCAUGUCGAUAAUACCACUUGCUGUCAUCUGCAUUGCAGUCAAUUUACUCCAUGAUCCGGCAAACCGUAUCGGCAAUGAGAAAGCGAGACUACAAUCAAGCAAGAGGAUAUCUGGAAUGAAAUGGUUAUUUCAAGUCAAGAUGGGAUUUUUGAGAAGCCAAAUUAUCGACUAUAAUAACUGCUUCAAUCAUAAAAGGGACUUCGUUCAUCAAGGUGCAGUCAAGAGUACCGUCCGCCUGUUUCGAAGAGAAUACAUUGGCAUCGAUAGCCGUUACAAAUCAAAGUACGAUGCAGCGUACGACUUCGGUCGAAUUGACAUGAAUCUUCCGAGCGUUGAUUUAAGAAGAAGGGUGAGUUAUCAUCCAGCACGCAUGUGGCAUUCCCGCAGACUAGCAAGUGAUGAAAUGCACCCUUAA